AUGAACUUGCCCGAUAGGCUUCGUUCACCUGCAUACGCCGAGGGGGUUAACACUUUCCUGACCCUAGCCAGAAACCACUCUCGAGGAAUUGAUCGUAUUCGGUGUCCAUGCCGUAAAUGCCGUAAUAUGUUCUUCUUGCCUAUAUUUGAAGUGGAGAGUCACUUGUACAUUAAAGGGAUCAAUCCAAAUUAUACCCAUUGGAUAUUUCAUGGGGAGGAGGAUACACGAAGUUUCAAUGCCGACGACGAAGAUAGUGAAAGAGAUGUAGCCGACGAGUACAUUGAUGACAUGGUCCAUAUGUUAGAUGACAUCCGAUCAGGCACAAUGCAUGAUGUGCCCCAAGAUCAUACAGAUCCAUUGCCAACUGGUGGAUCAAUACCAGAUGAUCCCUCCUCAAGUUCAUCUUUCGAUCAGCUACUAGAGGAUGCUCGACGUCCACUUCUUCCUGGCUGUACAAAGUUCUCAAAACUAUCAUUCAUUGUGAAGUUGUUACACAUUAAGACACUGGGUGGAUGGUCAAUAAAGUCGUUUGAUAUGCUACUUAACUUGUUGCGGGCUGCCUUUCCCGAUGCUGAACUUCCACAGUCAUAUGAGGAGUCAAGGUCAAUGGAGCGGAGUCUGGGUUUCAACUAUCACAAAAUUCAUGCAUGUCCCAAUGACUGCAUCCUGUUUUGGAAGGAAAAUGCUGAUCUUAAUGAAUGUCCUACCUGUGAUAUGAGAUGGCAUAAAGAACAACGGCUGCCUGAUCAGGAUAUGAUGAGACAUCCUGCAGACUCAGAGUCCUGGAAGAGAUUUGAUGAAGAACAUAGUUGGUUCGCUCAGGAUGCUCGCAAUGUAAGGCUUGGGAUGGCAAGUGAUGGUUUCAAUCCCUUCAACAAUAUGGCUAAACCGUAUAGCAUUUGGCCAGUAAUCCUAGUCCCGUAUAACUUGCCGCCCUGGUUGUGCAUGAAAGAUCAGUUCUUCAUGACAUCCCUCAUUAUUCCUGGGUCAAAAUCUCCAGGUAAUGACAUCGAUGUUUACUUGCAACCGUUGCUAGAUGAAUUGAUUGAAUUUUGGGAACAUGGGGUACCUACGUUUGAUGCCUCCACAAAGGAAACCUUUGUAUUGCAUGCUGCUUUAAUGUGGACAAUUAAUGACUUCCCUACGUACGGGAAUCUUUCUGGCUAG
Juglans regia (Persian walnut) is the source of this 1167-nucleotide messenger RNA. RefSeq lists its product as uncharacterized. The transcript is spliced from 2 exons. The coding region runs from base 1 to 1167 and encodes 388 amino acids. NCBI's taxonomy places the organism in Eukaryota, Viridiplantae, Streptophyta, Magnoliopsida, Fagales, Juglandaceae. The record is from RefSeq and is a predicted model, not a curated record.